UUGAUUUCCUUUGCAUCCUCGACCCAAACAUCACGUUGCAUUUCCGCCUUUGAUUAUUGUUAAGAUCUUUCGCGGCAUGAUUGAUGUUGACAUGAAUCACAGCGCAAGUAAAGAUGACCUUGAUGUGGAAGGAACCGAUCGUCCAUCUGUUCUUCACGUUUCGGCGUCGCCAGAGUCCUAUCGACUACUCGUAGAUGGAACCAACGCGGCAAAUACUGAUUCGAAGAUCGGUAUCACACUUAUUGCUAAGUUUGCCAAGGACAGAAUUGUGCUUGAUGAUCUUACAUCCGAUACCACUAUCUUUGAAGUAAAGCUCAUGUUGCAAGAAAAAACUCGGAUUCUACCGAAACGCCAAAAGCUCGUUGGUCUCGUAGCACAGCAAGGCGGAGCAAAAAGCGUCGUCGACGCCUUGCCCCUUUCCUCACUCAAAGUAAAAGGCAAGUCUACGGGUAACAAUGGAGAAAUUAUCCACCAUUUUAUUCUCAUGGGUACCCCGGAGGAAGAUAUUUUUGUUGAUCCUCGGGAUCAUCCCGACUUGCCUGAUGUGAUGGACGACUUUGAUCUGGACCUAGAUCCUCAGCAACAUAUCAAUCAGGAUUUGUUACUAAAGUUCACAGAAAAGACUGCAAUCCAUAUUAUGCAUCCUCCUCGUGAAGGGAAACCACUCUUGGUUUUGGAUUUGGAUCAUACCCUACUCGAUUUCAGUAGCAAGACACUACAAAGGGACGGAUCGACUUUACCUGGACAAGGGCUCGCUGCGGCUAUGAAACGACCAUUCAUGGAUGACUUUCUUGCCAUCUGCUAUCAGCAUUAUGAUCUGGUAGUUUGGAGUCAAACAUCUUGGCGAUGGCUGGAAACCAAACUUACCGAACUUGGCAUGCUGACUCAGCCGAGGUACCGUUUCUGCUUUGUACUGGACAAGACAAGUAUGUUCCAAAUAACUAGCAAAAGAAGAGACGGCGCGAGCGUUCAGCACCACGUGAAACCGCUCCACAUUAUUUGGCGAAAGUUUCCGUGUUGGGAUGUUCACAAUACUGUGCAUGUUGAUGAUUUAUCCCGCAACUUUGCGCUUAAUCCGGACGCUGGCCUGAAAAUCAAGGCCUACUAUCGAAAGAAAGCACCGGGUAGGCGUGAUGCCGCGCUGCAAGGGUUAGCCUUAUAUUUAGAAAAGCUAGUUGCAUCGGGAUGGAAGUUUCAAGAUGUUGAUUUUGGUGAAUGGAUGGACGUUGCUGCAGGUGCCAAGCCCCUACGAAAAAAAACGGAUAGAUCUUGAUUUGAUUCCAAAGGACGUCAGGCCCAGAUAUGGCAAUACGGCACGCCCGAAUAGAACUAGCAAAAUCUUAUCUAGCUAGCAAUAAAAGUUCUGUUU
Messenger RNA from Phaeodactylum tricornutum CCAP 1055/1, 1369 nucleotides. RefSeq lists its product with no specific name. The transcript has a single exon. Lineage: Eukaryota; Bacillariophyta; Bacillariophyceae; Surirellales; Neidiaceae. The record is from RefSeq and is a predicted model, not a curated record. Bases 77 to 1273 code for a protein of 398 amino acids.